AUGCAAGAGUCAGAGCUUAUGGUGCGCAACGUUUUCAUCUACAAGACAGUAGAUGGAAGCCAAGAUGGAAGCCAGUUUCUUCUCGGCUACCAGACUCGGAAUGUCAUGGAGAACACGUUCCGUCUGAUCGAGGCGAAUCGUAUUGCAGACUUAUGA
Molecule: messenger RNA, 156 nt
Organism: Pyricularia grisea
Lineage: Eukaryota; Fungi; Ascomycota; Sordariomycetes; Magnaporthales; Pyriculariaceae
Exons: 2
Coding region: 1-156 (51 amino acids)
Source: RefSeq, a predicted model, not a curated record